AUGGGGAGGUAUGGGGAGGUAUGGGGACAUACGGGGCGGUAUGUGGCGGGCUACGAGGGGCUGGUGGAGGGGGGAGACAACAUCAAGCAAGCCAACUGGCUCAGCGUCUCCAACAUCAUCCAGCUGGGUGGGACGGUGAUCGGCAGCGCCCGCUGCAAAGCCUUCACCACGCGUGAGGGCCGGCUGAGGGCCGCCAGGAACCUGGUGGAGCACGGCAUCACCAACCUCUGCGUCAUCGGUGGGGAUGGCAGCCUGACGGGGGCCGACAUCUUCCGCUCCGAGUGGGGCGGGCUGCUGGAGGAACUGGUCCGAGAUGGGCAGAUCAGCGAGGAGGUGGCACGGGUGAACAGCCGCCUGAACAUCGUGGGGCUGGUGGGCUCCAUCGACAACGACUUCUGCGGCACCGACAUGACCAUCGGCACCGACUCGGCCCUGCACCGCAUCAUGGAGGUCAUCGACGCCAUCACCACCACGGCCCAGAGCCACCAGCGGACCUUCGUGCUGGAGGUGAUGGGCCGCCAUUGCGGGUACCUGGCGCUGGUGUCCGGCUUGGCCUCGGGGGCCGACUGGCUCUUCAUCCCCGAAUCCCCUCCAGAGGACGGCUGGGAGGACCUCAUGUGCGAGAGGCUCGGGGAGACGCGCAGCCGAGGGUCGCGCCUCAACAUCAUCAUCAUCGCCGAGGGCGCCAUCGACCGCAGCGGCAAACCCAUCUCCUCCAACUACGUGAAGGACCUGGUGGUGCAGCGCCUGGGCUUCGACACGCGCGUCACCGUCCUGGGCCACGUGCAGCGGGGAGGGACACCCUCAGCCUUCGACCGGGUGCUGAGCAGCAAGAUGGGGAUGGAGGCGGUGAUGGCGCUGCUGGAGGCCACACCGGACACCCCCGCCUGCGUGGUGAGCCUCUCGGGGAACCAGUCGGUGCGGCUGCCCCUCAUGGAGUGUGUCCAGGUGACGAAGGAUGUGCAGAAGGCCAUGGAUGAGAAGAGGUUUGAGGAGGCCAUCCAGCUCCGCGGGAGGAGCUUUGAGAACAACUGGAACAUCUACAAGCUGUUGGCGCACCAGAAGCCGGCGCAGGAGAAGAGCCCCUUCAGCAUGGCCAUCCUGAACGUGGGUGCUCCGGCUGCCGGCAUGAACGCCGCCGUCAGGUCGGCCGUGCGGAUCGCCAUCUGCCAGGGACACACCGUCUACGUGGUGAGCGACGGCUUCGAGGGCUUGUCCAAGGGGCAGGUCCGCGAGGUGGGCUGGCACGACGUGGCGGGCUGGCUGGGACGCGGAGGGUCCAUGCUGGGCACCAAGAGGACACUGCCCAAGACCUGCAUGGAAAAGAUCGUGGAGAACGUGCGGAAGUUCAACAUCCAGGCGCUGCUGGUCAUCGGGGGGUUCGAGGCCUACGAGGGGGUGCUGCAGCUGGUGGAGGCCCGCGGGCAGUAUGAGGAGCUCUGCAUCAUCAUGUGCGUCAUCCCCGCCACCAUCAGCAACAACGUGCCCGGCACCGACUUCAGCCUGGGCUCGGACACAGCCGUCAACGCGGCCAUGGAGAGCUGUGACCGCAUCAAGCAGUCGGCCUCGGGCACCAAGCGCCGCGUCUUCAUCGUGGAGACGAUGGGGGGCUACUGCGGGUACCUCUCCACCGUCACCGGCAUCGCGGUGGGCGCCGACGCCGCCUACGUCUACGAAGAUCCCUUCACCAUCCACGACCUGAAGGCCAACGUGGAGCACUUGACCGACAAAAUGAAGACGGAUAUCCAGAGAGGGCUGGUGCUGCGCAACGAGAAGUGCCACGAGCACUACACCACCGAGUUCCUCUACAACCUCUACUCCUCCGAGGGCAAAGGCAUCUUCGACUGCAGGAUUAAUGUCCUGGGCCACCUCCAGCAGGGAGGAGCCCCCACCCCCUUUGACCGCAACUACGGGACCAAGCUGGGAGUGAAGGCGGUGCUGUGGAUGUCGGAGAAGCUGCAGGAGGUCUACCGCAAGGGGCGUGUGUUUGCCAACUCGGGCGACUCCGCCUGCGUGAUCGGGCUCAGGAAGAAGGUGGUGGCCUUCAGCCCCGUGACGGAGCUCAAGAAAGUCACCGAUUUCGAGCACAGGCUGCCCCAGGAGCAGUGGUGGCUGAACCUGCGGCUGAUGCUGAAGAUGCUCGCCAACUACCAGAUCAGCCUGACCGAGUACAUCUCGGGGACAAUGGAGCACGUCACCCGCCGCACCCUCAGCAUCGAGAAGGGCGGACACCCCGUCUACGUGGUGAGCGCCGGCUUCGAGGGCUUGUCCAAGGGGCAGGCCUACGAGGGGGUGCUGCAGCUGGUGGAGGCCCGCGGGCAGUAUGAGGAGCUCUGCAUCAUCAUGUGCGUCAUCCCCGCCACCAUCAGCAACAACGUGCCCGGCACCGACUUCAGCCUGGGCUCGGACACAGCCGUCAACGCGGCCAUGGAGAGCUGUGACCGCAUCAAGCAGUCGGCCUCGGGCACCAAGCGCCGCGUCUUCAUCGUGGAGACGAUGGGGGGCUACUGCGGGUACCUCUCCACCGUCACCGGCAUCGCGGUGGGCGCCGACGCCGCCUACGUCUACGAAGAUCCCUUCACCAUCCACGACCUGAAGAGGACGUGGGACGCCGCUGCCAUCCUGGUGUUCAUCUUCCAGGCCAACGUGGAGCACUUGACCGACAAAAUGAAGACGGAUAUCCAGAGAGGGCUGGUGCUGCGCAACGAGAAGUGCCACGAGCACUACACCACCGAGUUCCUCUACAACCUCUACUCCUCCGAGGGCAAAGGCAUCUUCGACUGCAGGAUUAAUGUCCUGGGCCACCUCCAGCAGGGAGGAGCCCCCACCCCCUUUGACCGCAACUACGGGACCAAGCUGGGAGUGAAGGCGGUGCUGUGGAUGUCGGAGAAGCUGCAGGAGGUCUACCGCAAGGGUGAGACGAGGGAUGGGGGAGGAGCCCCCACCCCCUUUGACCGCAACUACGGGACCAAGCUGGGAGUGAAGGCGGUGCUGUGGAUGUCGGAGAAGCUGCAGGAGGUCUACCGCAAGGGGCGUGUGUUUGCCAACUCGGGCGACUCCGCCUGCGUGAUCGGGCUCAGGAAGAAGGUGGUGGCCUUCAGCCCCGUGACAGAGCUCAAGAAAGUCACCGAUUUCGAGCACAGGCUGCCCCAGGAGCAGUGGUGGCUGAACCUGCGGCUGAUGCUGAAGAUGCUCGCCAACUACCAGAUCAGCCUGACCGAGUACAUCUCGGGGACAAUGGAGCACGUCACCCGCCGCACCCUCAGCAUCGAGAAGGGCUUCUAAUCCCACCAGCCCAGAGCCGUAGCCCCCUCCUCCUCCGCGUCCUCUCCAUCCCCACCUGCUGCUCGGGGAGCACGGGGUCCCUCCCCCCUGUUCUCAGUCACCCCACAGCUUUGCCACCCACCCCUUAAAGCAGGCAGAGCCUGGUCUCCCGGCUCCCAAAACUGCACAAUCCUGCCCCGAAUCGCUGGUCCAGGGUCUGGUCCCCCGUGCAGAUGCAGCCAAGAGGGUGUUGCUAGAGCCCCCCCCUCCCUUAAUCUUCCCUUAAUGGUUUAUUUCUAUUAUUUAAUGAUGGGGUAUCCUGACUCCUUAAUUAGCGGCUUGACCGCCUGAGCCAACUGCUGCUUUUAGUGUGGGAGGGGAGCCCAGGAGGAUGCGGUGCCGUCCCGCAGCGGGUAGGGGCUGGUCCUGGGGGCUUUCAUCUGCCCAGUGAGUCCCAGUAAAGCCCCGUUCGCCCAGUGGGGUGUCUGGAGGGCUCAGCGCAGAGCACGGGUCCUGGCGAGCUCCCUCUUCCCCGGCCACCCUGCAUGGCGCUUGGCUGUGACCGUCACAACGCGGCCCCCCAGGGCUGUGCACGUCAUCUCACCGCUGCUCUGUGACCCCCCCCUUACCCCCCAAAAACCUCGCACCCUUCGCGGCGCCGCUCUCCUCCUCUAGAGAUAAAACCCACCUGGAGCCAAA
This is a messenger RNA of Calidris pugnax (ruff), 3963 nucleotides long. RefSeq names its product phosphofructokinase, liver (gene PFKL). NCBI's taxonomy places the organism in Eukaryota, Metazoa, Chordata, Aves, Charadriiformes, Scolopacidae. Gene Ontology annotation, molecular function: AMP binding; monosaccharide binding; 6-phosphofructokinase activity. The transcript is spliced from 30 exons. Bases 1 to 3285 code for a protein of 1094 amino acids. The record is from RefSeq and is a predicted model, not a curated record. Gene Ontology annotation, cellular component: 6-phosphofructokinase complex; cytoplasm; membrane. Gene Ontology annotation, biological process: fructose 1,6-bisphosphate metabolic process; canonical glycolysis; fructose 6-phosphate metabolic process.